GAACGCCGGAUGCAUUUUCACAACUGCUUACUUGCCCGUAUUGUGACAGAGGGUACAAACGUUUCACAUCUCUGAAGGAACACAUUAAAUACCGCCAUGAAAAAAAUGAAGAUAACUUUAGUUGCUCCUUAUGCAGUUACACGUUUGCCUAUCGGACACAGCUUGACCGCCACAUGACAUCACACAAAUCAGGAAGAGAUCAGAGGCAUGUGACGCAGUCCAGUGGUAACCGAAAAUUCAAGUGCACUGAAUGUGGAAAAGCUUUUAAAUAUAAACACCAUCUAAAGGAGCACCUACGAAUCCACAGUGGAGAGAAGCCAUAUGAGUGCCCAAACUGCAAGAAACGUUUUUCUCAUUCUGGUUCAUACAGUUCACACAUAAGCAGUAAGAAGUGUAUUGGUUUGAUGCCCGUGAAUGGUCGAGCCCGGUCAGGUCUCAAGACGUCUCAGUGCUCCUCCCCUUCCCUUUCUGCAUCACCAGGUAGCCCAGCAAGACCACAGAUACGACAAAAGAUAGAAAAUAAACCCUUGCAAGAGCAACUUCCUGUUAACCAAAUUAAAACUGAACCUGUGGAUUAUGAAUUCAAGCCCAUAGUGGUCGCUUCAGGAAUUAAUUGUUCAACCCCUUUGCAGAAUGGGGUUUUUAGUGGUGGUAGCCCUUUGCAGGCAACCAGUUCUCCUCAGGGUGUGGUGCAAGCUGUUGUUCUACCAACAGUAGGCCUGGUGUCUCCCAUAAGCAUCAACUUAAGUGACAUUCAAAAUGUACUUAAAGUAGCAGUGGAUGGUAAUGUAAUAAGGCAAGUAUUGGAAAACAAUCACGCUAAUCUCGCAUCCAAAGAACAAGAAACAAUCAGCAAUGCAUCUAUACAACAAGCUGGCCAUUCCCUCAUUUCAGCUAUAAGUCUUCCUUUGGUUGACCAGGAUGGGACAACCAAAAUUAUCAUCAACUACAGCUUAGAGCAGCCAAGUCAACUUCAGGUUGUUCCUCAAAAUCUAAAAAAGGAAAACCCUGUUCCUACAAACAGUUGCAAAAAUGAAAAAUUACCAGAAGAUCUUACAGUGAAGUCUGAGAAAGAUAAAAACUUCGAAGGAGAGACCAAUGAUAGCACUUGUCUUCUUUGUGAUGACUGUCCAGGAGAUCUCAAUGCACUUCAAGAAUUAAAGCACUAUGAAACGAAAACCCCUCCUCAGCCUCCUCAGCCUCCUCAGUCCGGUGGAACAGAAKCUGAGAAGCCCGAAUCCCCAGUCCCACCAGACACUGGGGAGGGCAACAUGUCUCCUGGCCAGCCACCUUUGAAGAACCUUUUAUCGCUCCUAAAAGCAUAUUACGCAUUAAAUGCACAACCAAGCGCGGAAGAGCUUUCAAAAAUAGCCGAUUCAGUAAACCUACCACUCGAUGUGGUAAAAAAGUGGUUUGAAAAAAUGCAAGCUGGACAAAUUUCUGUGCAGUCACCUGGACCAUCUUCCCCUGAACAAGCUAAAUUAAGCAGUCCUGCAGACAAUGAUGAUCAAGCAGGACCUACAAAUGCGAGCGAACCCCAGAGCAGCACAAGCAAUUCACAGAAUCCUGUCAGUACAAAAUCUCAGACUUUAUCAGAGGGAUCAACUCAAAAUGGUUCCCGCAGUAGCACGCCAUCCCCAUCGCCACUAAACCUUUCUUCAUCGAGAAAUUCACAGGGUUAUACGUACACGGCAGAGGGUGUACAAGAAGAGCCACAAAUAGAACCUCUUGACCUUUCGCUACCAAAGCAACAUGGAGAAUCAUUGGAAAGAUCUACCAUAACUAGUGUUUACCAGAACAGUGUUUAUUCUGUCCAAGAAGAACCUUUGAACUUAACUUGUGCAAAAAAAGAACCACAAAAGGACAACAGUGUUACAGACUCUGAUCCUAUUGUAAAUGUAAUCCCACCAAGUGCCAAUCCCAUAAAUAUUGCUAUACCUACAGUCACUGCCCAGUUACCUACAAUUGUUGCCAUUGCUGACCAGAACAGUGUUCCAUGCUUAAGAGCUCUUGCUGCCAAUAAGCAAACCAUUUUGAUUCCACAGGUGGCUUACACAUACUCUACUACAGUAACUCCUGCAGUUCAAGAAACACCACCAAAACAGACCCAGGCCAAUGGAAAUCAGGAUGAAAGGCAAGACACUAGCUCAGAAGGAGUAUCGAACGUAGAAGAUCAAAAUGAUUCUGAUUCAACACCCCCAAAGAAAAAGAUGAGAAAGACAGAAAAUGGGAUGUAUGCAUGUGACUUAUGUGACAAAAUAUUCCAGAAGAGCAGUUCGCUAUUGAGACAUAAGUAUGAACACACAGGUAAGAGACCUCACGAGUGCGGGAUCUGCAAAAAGGCCUUUAAACACAAACACCACUUGAUCGAGCACAUGCGGCUGCACUCGGGGGAGAAGCCCUACCAGUGUGACAAGUGUGGGAAGCGCUUCUCGCACUCGGGCUCCUACUCUCAGCACAUGAACCACCGCUACUCCUACUGCAAGCGCGAGGCGGAGGAGCGCGACGGCGCCGAGGCCGAGGAGGCCGGGCCGGAGCCCCCCGGCAGCGAGGCCCGCGGCACCCGCGCCUCCCCGUCCCACCUCGACUCCGAUGAGAGGGAGAGCCUCACCCGGGAGGAAGAGGAGGACAGCGAAAAGGAGGAGGAGGAGGAGGAGGAAAAAGAGCUGGAAGGACUUCAGGAAGAGAAAGAAUGUGGGAAACUACAAGAGGGAGCGGACGAGGAAGAAGAAGGGAAAACUGAAGGUGACGAGAGCGGCGAAGCUGUAGAUCAAGGAAGCAGUGGGGAAGAGGGAGUUAUGCAGAAUGACGGGCAGGGAUCAGAGGAAAAAACAGAUAAAGCUUAAAUGAUAGUUUUUUCUAUAAGGAAAAAAAAAAGGUAAUGAAGUUCGUUCUAUAUUAUACAUGCUAUUCAUGGAAACGCAGUAGCCUGCAUACUGUGAUUUCUGUUCACUACUGUGUAAAAAAAUAUAUAUAUAAAAAAGAAAAAAAAAGAAAUCCAGGUGUGCCUGAACCUCAAACUUAGUAAUUUUUCACACAGCUUUCAAAGUUAGGAACAAGUUUGUAACAUGAAGCAGAUUAGAAAAAAAUGCAAUGACUCUGGAAGCAAAGGUUUACCAGGUUGUAGGAAGCCUGAUUUAUUAGACAAGCAUCUGGCAUUGUUUGUUUUAUCAGUAUUAAUUUUCGUUCUUAAGUUGAUUAAUUUUUGAGCUGUACAAUUGGGAGAGAUUUAUAUGAUUUUUUUUUUUAAUGGUAAAAACAUUUCCUAAAUCCGCUUCAGUAUUUUAUUAUGUCUUUAAAAUGUGAGAACUUCUGCACUACAGAAUUCCCUUUUGCAGAAACCCCGAAUGCAGUUGCAAACAGUGCUGGGCUACCUUUGUAAAUUCAGCCUGGAAGGUAGCGGUUUCUAAYAUUAGAUGUUGUAGUAGAGCAUAUUAUCAUUUAAAGUGUAUUGUUAGCCUUAAGGAAGCAGAGAUGAUAGAAGAACUGAAGUUUCUUACUCAUGUGGUUAAAAAUGUAGUUGAAAAGAUUGUUGUUGAGUUCUGAUUGCAGGGACUAACAGUGUUAAUACUGGAAAGGACAGCAAAGUCGUCAAAAUCAGUGUUUGUAAUUGUGUUUUGAGUAUGUAGUAACAAUAUGAAGGAUAUGAUAUGAAGCUUUGUAUCUCCUUUGGCCUUAUGCAAGACCUGUGUGCUGUAAGUGCCAUUUAUCAGUAUUACAAAGGCUCGAAGGGGCCUUUCUCCAAUGUGUGGCCUACAAUAACUAGCAUUUGUUGAUUUGUAUCAAUCUUCUAAACUAAUCAUGGGGAAAAAAACACUCAGCCAUCAGAGAAGUAAGAACACUGGUAUAUUUCAUUAUUUAAUUGUUUGGUGGUAUUUUGGUUAAUACCUGACUUGCAGAAUUUCUCUACCAAUAAUUACAAGGGAAAUUUUCUAAUCUGCUUUAUUGCUUUAUUGGUUUACUUUAAUUUCAGACACAUACAUGAAGUGUUAUCUGGCUCAUAAGUAUUUUCAAAUGUUAGUUAUUAUGGACCCCAUUUAUUAACAAUGUUAGCUGAUUUUUACCUAUCAGUAUUAUUUUAUUUCUUUUAGUUUAUAGAUCUGUGCAACAUUUUGUACUGUAUGUCUUCAAACCUGGCAGUAUUAAUACCCUUCUUACUGACAUAUGUACCUUUUUAGUUUUAGAAAACUUUUAUAUUUAUGUGUCUUAUUUUUAUAUUUCUUUAUUUAUUACACAGUGUAGUGUAUAAUACUGUAGUUUGUAUUAAUACAAUAAUAUAUUUUAGUAUGAAAAUUUGGAAAGUUGAUAAGAUUUAAAGUAGAGAUGCAAUUGGUUCUCUUGCAUUGAGAUUUGAUUUAACAGUGUUAUGUUAACAUUUAUACUUGCCUUGGACUGUAGAACAGAAGAAUUAAAAUGGGAAUGUAUUAAUUUUACAAUUGCAAUCAAUUCAUUUUACCUUUACCCAGUUUUUAAUAUAAAGCUCUUAAAUUUUAAAAUUCACUGUGUGACUAAUAGCAUGAUGCUCUGCA
Molecule: messenger RNA, 4529 nt
Organism: Nothoprocta perdicaria
Lineage: Eukaryota; Metazoa; Chordata; Aves; Tinamiformes; Tinamidae
Gene: ZEB1
Product: zinc finger E-box binding homeobox 1
Exons: 5
Coding region: 174-2846 (890 amino acids)
Biological process (GO): anatomical structure development; regulation of transcription by RNA polymerase II
Molecular function (GO): RNA polymerase II cis-regulatory region sequence-specific DNA binding; DNA-binding transcription factor activity, RNA polymerase II-specific
Source: RefSeq, a predicted model, not a curated record